Molecule: messenger RNA, 2427 nt
Organism: Morus notabilis
Lineage: Eukaryota; Viridiplantae; Streptophyta; Magnoliopsida; Rosales; Moraceae
Product: cation/H(+) antiporter 28
Exons: 4
Coding region: 1-2427 (808 amino acids)
Biological process (GO): regulation of pH; proton transmembrane transport
Cellular component (GO): membrane; endomembrane system
Molecular function (GO): antiporter activity
Source: RefSeq, a predicted model, not a curated record
AUGGCUAGUACUAAUAUGAGCGUCAAUGAUUUUGGGAGUUUGUCGUUUGGAGAUAGCCAAUGUAGGGGAAGGUUGACUGAGAUCUUCACAAAAGUGGCCAUUAAUCUUUUGGGUUUCUUCUUAAUAGCCGGUUUCUGCAAUGCUCUCCACUAUAUCUUGAGGCCAUUUUCACAACCUCGUAUCACCUCGGAUAUCUUUGUGGGAUUGAUUAUUGGAAACUUGGGGUUCGUACACAGGGCAGUGAACAAGUCAACAGCAAAGACCUUGAGAUUCAUAGUGGAUUUUGGAAUGAUAUGCUACAUGUUUGUUUUGGGCAUAGAAAUGGAUCCAUACACAAUUUUUAAGAUACCAUCUAAGGAUGCAAAAGUGGCCUAUGCAGGAAUGGUUUCCACAUUCAUCCUAGCAUGUGCCAUAACACCAUUUAUGCACUACACGGACCGAUUUGGGAUGGACUUCACCCUCUCCCUCUCCACCAUGCUUGCUAGCACCGCCUCUCCGGUGCUCACCCGCCUCAUAACCAGCCUCAAGAUAGGCAAGUCCGACAUAGGUCGCCUUGUCAUUGCCGCCGGAAUGCACUCCGAUUUCAUCUCAACUCUUGUCAUCUCCCUCGGCUACAUCAUCUACCCAUUCACGAGUAAGGACGAGGAGGAGGGUAAGCACGUUUCCCCGGACGCCUUUUCACGGUUCCGAGCCACUAUUCUAAUGGGUUGUGCCUUGCUAUUCCAAGCAGUGGUUGCAGCCACCUUGUCACCAAUUUUCAUUAACUGGGUCAACAAUGAGAACCCGGAAGGGAAACCAAUGAAAGGGUCCCACCUAGUGCUCUCUGUGGCUUUCAUGAUCUUGAUAUGUUGUUGCUCUCCAGUGUAUGGAUAUAACCCCAUUCUAAGUGCAUUCAUGGCAGGAAUUUUCUUGCCAAGAGAAGGGAGAGUGUCAAGAUGGGUGGUUAGCAAGAUUAACUACUUGUUGAGUACUAUUUUCUACCCAAUAUUCUUCUUUUGGAUGGGUUAUGAGGCUAAUUUGGGGGAGUUUGAGCUAGGAAGUCUCAUGACAUGGGCAAGGUUAUUUGUGCUCUUUGGUAUAGCGACCAUUGGGAAAGUUUCAGGCACAGUAAUCUCUGGGGCAAUGUUGGGAUUUAACUGGCCUGAAUCUGUUGCUCUUGGCUUGCUUCUCACCGCCAAAGGCCAUUUUCACAUCUACUUGGCUAUUGCUACAAACACGGCCGGAAAAACAUCUACUUCAACCAGCACAGUGAUGAUAAUAGGGAUCUUUUUCACCGUGGUCUACGUGCCGUCAAUUGUGGCGCAAAUCAUCAAACGGGCAAGGAAACGCGCGCCUACUCACCGGAUGGCGCUUCAAUUACUUGACCCUGCCAACGAACUCCGCAUACUGCUAUGCCUUCAUGGGCCUCAGAAUGUGCCUAGCACCAUAAACUUCAUGGAGAUAUCUAGAGGGAUAGCUAAUCCCGGGAUAGUGGUGUAUGUCACGGACAUGAUUGAGCUCACCAACGAAAUAGCAGCCACGUUAGUGAAAGGCGACGGACCAGACACGGUGACUGUGACAGAUAAGGCAGUGGUGGAGAUGAGAAAUCAAGUCACUGCGGCGGUUGAGGCCUAUGUGGAUCAGGAUAGCGAUGGCAUCAUGCUUAGGCGAAUGCUAGCGCUCUCUACGUUUAGUGGAUUGCCCCAAGAUGUGUGCAUUUUGGCUGAGGACUUGAUGGUGGCCCUCAUCAUAUUGCCAUUCCAUAAGAGCCUACACGCAGAUGGGACAUUAGAUGGAGGCCAUUCCGGUUUUCGGUAUGUCAACCGUAAGGUGCUGAGGAAUGCCCCUUGCUCAGUAGGAAUACUCGUCGACCGAGGUUUCAGAUUGCUUGGGAAAACAUCAACAUCCUAUGCAUCUCUCAAUGUGGCAGUCAUCUUCAUUGGUGGCAAGGAUGAUAGGGAAGCCCUAGCCUACGCGGGGCGUGUGGCACGACACCCCGGAGUAAGGCUCACAGUGAUAAGGUUCUUGGUGGACACCAACUCAGACAAUGCCUCAAGAAGGGCUGCGGGUAAUUACAGGAUCAACAUUUCUGAGCAGGAAGAGGAGACCAACCUUGAUGAUGAAUGCUUUGCCGGUUUCUACGAAAGACACGUUGGAGGCGGCCAUGUCUCCUAUUUGGAGAAGCAUCUUGCAAAUUCAGCUGAGACAUACUCAACAUUGAGGUCAUUUGAAGGGCAGUACUCCCUUGUUAUAGUGGGAAGAAGUGGUAGAGUCAACUCUGUGUUGACUUUUGGUAUGAGUGAUUGGCAGCAAUGCCCCGAGUUAGGCCCCAUCGGCGACGUCCUCUCAGGGUCGGAGUUCUCUGCCACAACAUCAGUUCUGAUCAUCCAACAACACAAUCUAAGGGGAGAACUAGAUGGUCUUGAUGAUGAUUUCUCAAUCAUGUAA